Acipenser ruthenus (sterlet) is the source of this 8398-nucleotide messenger RNA. Its product is annotated as volume-regulated anion channel subunit LRRC8A. Gene Ontology annotation, molecular function: protein binding. The record is from RefSeq and is a predicted model, not a curated record. The transcript has 4 exons. NCBI's taxonomy places the organism in Eukaryota, Metazoa, Chordata, Actinopteri, Acipenseriformes, Acipenseridae. The coding region runs from base 551 to 2983 and encodes 810 amino acids.
AAAGUGCCUCAAAAAAGGUGUUUUAUGCCACUCACAAAGAUGGCAUCCAACGCUUCCCCUUUGAAAAAUGGCAGCUACUCCAUGACCUUAACAAAGAUGUCUGCACCCAUAAACAUGUUGACUUUUAUGUAAUUUUUGCUGACAUGAAUUACAUGUUGUUCGUUUGCUGAUUGUUUUUUUUAUGUGAUUGCAUUUGUUUUUUUUUUUCAUUCUGUAAAUAAACGCCAAGUCGGAUCAAAUAUUAACGGUAAAACAGGAGAUAUUUGAAGCGAGAGUACGGUGUUUUUUUUUUUUUGUCUGUGACUCAACUUCCUGGGUGGCGGUGCAGUGAGGGAGGGAUAGUGGACAGUGAAAACGCUGCACCACCGAGAGACAAAAGAGGUACGAAAAGAAGGGACAUAUUUCAAACAAACCGAACAGGUAUCUGCUCCCAUGGCGCGGGGGGAGAGCAGGGUCCCUCGAAAUUGUCGGGUUCACACACACAGGGACGUCAUACGCUUACAGCACCCGGCACUGGAAUACAGAUAACACAGCCGCCAGGGGUUAAACCAUGAUUCCCAUCACUGAGCUUCGUUACUUUGUUGACACCCAGCCGGCGUACCGAAUUCUUAAACCAUGGUGGGACGUCUUUACCGAUUACAUCUCUGUUGUCAUGCUGAUGAUCGCUGUAUUCGGGGGCACCCUGCAAGUCACCCAGGACAAGAUGAUCUGCCUGCCGUGCAAGUGGGUGGUCAACAAAACUUGUGACGACACUCUGAGGCUCCCUACUGACCCCGUCGCCCACCUGUACACCAAUUCCACCAUCACCCCUGUCCUUCCACUCCCGGAACCCAAAGGGAUAAAGUACGACCUGGACCGCCACCAGUAUAAUUAUGUGGAUGCUGUGUGUUAUGAAAACAAACUGCACUGGUUUGCUAAGUACUUCCCUUACUUGGUGUUGCUGCACACACUAAUUUUCCUGGCCUGCAGCAACUUCUGGUUUAAGUUCCCCAGGACUAGCUCUAAGCUGGAGCAUUUUGUGUCCAUCCUGCUCAAAUGCUUUGACUCUCCCUGGACAACGCGCGCCCUGUCGGAGACAGUGGUAGAGGAGAGUGACCCGAAGCCGGCCUUCGGGAAAAUGAACGGCUCUAUGGACAAGAAGGCUUCCUCGGUGAGCGAGGACGUUGAAGCCAGUGUGCCCAUGCUCCAGAGGACUAAGUCUCGCCUUGAGCAAGGGAUUGUGGACCGCUCCGAAACGGGAGUCUUGGACAAAAAGGAAGGGGAGCAGGCCAAGGCACUUUUUGAGAAAGUGAAGAAGUUUCGCACUCAUGUGGAGGAAGGGGACAUUGUAUACAGACUCUACAUCCGGCAGACCAUUAUCAAAGUGAUCAAGUUUGUGCUGAUCAUUUGCUACACGGGGUACUAUGUGAACAAUAUCAAAUUUGAUGUGGACUGUAUUGUUGAUAUUGAGAACCUCACGGGUUAUCGCAUGUACCGCUGUGCCCACCCUUUAGCCACCCUCUUUAAGAUCCUGGCUUCCUUCUACAUCAGUCUGGUGGUUGUCUACGGGCUGAUUUGUAUGUACACCCUGAGCUGGAUGCUUCGUCGCUCCUUGAAGAAGUACUCCUUUGAGUCUAUCAGAGAGGAGAGCAGCUACAGUGACAUUCCAGACGUGAAGAACGACUUUGCGUUCAUGCUACACAUGAUCGACCAGUAUGACCCCCUCUACUCCAAACGAUUUGCUGUCUUCCUCUCGGAGGUGAGCGAGAACAAGCUGCGGCAACUGAACCUCAACAAUGAGUGGACGUUGGACAAGCUGAGGCAGAGGAUCACUAAGAACUCCCAGGAGAAGCUGGAGCUGCACCUCUUCAUGCUGAGCGGGAUCCCUGACACUGUGUUUGACCUCCUUGAACUGGAGGUCUUGAAACUGGAGCUGAUCCCGGAUGUCACCAUUCCACCAAUCAUUGCCCAGCUCAUAAGCCUGAAGGAGCUCUGGCUUUACCACACGCCAGCCAAAAUUGAGGCCCCGGCUCUAGCCUUCCUGCGGGAGAACCUCAAGUCCUUGCAUAUCAAGUUCACCGACAUCAAAGAGAUUCCUCUCUGGAUUUACAGUCUGAAGAACCUAAUGGAGCUCUACUUGACGGGUAACCUGAGUGCAGAGAACAACCGCUACAUCGUCAUUGAUGGCCUACGGGAACUCAAGCAGCUUAAGGUCUUGAGGCUAAAGAGCAACUUGACCAAGCUGCCUCAGGUUGUGACGGACGUGGGGGUUCACCUGCAGAAGCUGUCCGUCAACAACGAGGGCACCAAACUGAUGGUCAUGAACAGCUUAAAAAAGAUGGUCAACCUGACCGAGUUGGAGCUGAUCCGGUGCGACCUGGAGCGAAUUCCCCACUCCAUCUUCAGCCUUCACAACCUCCAGGAGAUUGACCUGAAGGACAACAACCUGAAGACCAUCGAGGAGAUCAUUAGCUUCCAGCAUCUUCACCGUCUCGUCUGCCUUAAACUGUGGUACAACCAAAUUGCCUACAUCCCCAUCCAGAUUGGCACCCUCACCAACAUGGAGCGGCUUUACCUGAACCGGAACAAGAUUGAGAAGAUCCCCAGCCAGCUGUUCUUCUGUCGCAAGCUGCGCUUCCUUGACUUGAGCCACAAUAAUCUCACCUCCAUACCAGCAGACAUUGGCUUCCUACAGAGCCUGCAGUACUUUGCUGUGACCGCUAACAGAAUUGAGGCUCUCCCACCCGAGCUGUUCCAGUGUAGGAAGCUGCGGACCCUGAACCUGGGCAACAACUGCCUGCAGUCCAUGCCCUCCCGUAUCGGAGAGCUGGCCAGCCUGACCCAGCUGGAGCUGCGGGGGAACCGGCUUGAGUGCCUCCCUGUGGAGCUGGGCGAGUGUCGGCUGCUGAAGCGCAGCGCCGUCAUUGUGGAGGAGGACCUCUUCAGCACGCUGCCCCCUGAGGUCAAGGAGCAGCUGUGGAGGGCUGACAAGGAGCAGGCCUGAGCAGCAAAUAGGUAACUGACAAAAAAAGAAUGCAAGCGAGAAGGCAGAAACGUGAAUCGAAAAAAAACAAAAAGACCCACCCACCUGGGAACGGAAGUCCUGAGAGAAAGAGAAGGGGGUCUGAACAACAACAACAACAACAACAAAAGACAGCUUCUGGGUUCUCUGGGUCUGGAAGUACGAGGAACACGACACUUUUCGGUUAUGCACAGCAGGAGGGAAUCUGUCAUAAGGGAAAGUAAGGGAGCAGUCCAAAUGUUAUUGGAACUGAGGGAAUAACCCUUUCUCUGGAACGGAGGGAUGACUUUCGGCGCUGCCAUGUAGCAACCAUGACAACAGUUAACCUAUAAAUGAAACUGCAAUUCAGACUUUUGACAGAUUUACAGAUCAGCUCGCAAAGAGGUGGUUUGACAGCUCUGUAGUUAGAAACUCAUCUGUAACUGAUGAGGAGGAAACCUCUCACUUUCAGUUGUAUUGGGUUUUCAAGGGGAAAGGAUUAUUUUACUUUAGUAACUGAGGUUAUAUGCACAGGAGAGCACGACUGCACUAGUUAGAGCCUUUAAUCAGUACAAAAGUACCGAUGGAAUCCUUGUCUGGGCUCUCUUAAAAUUGCUGUUUUUGGGGGGCUAAUGGGGCUGCGGUUGUCAAAAGCAUGCUGCAGGUGUGGCAAAGAGAAACAAACCUGGAUCGUUCCACAUCAAAUGGACCAAUUAUCCCUACCUCAUCGUUUCAGAUUAUUUUGAUAUUGCAUAUUAAUGUACCUAGAAGUGUUUUAGAUGAAUCCCAAAGUAUUAGCCCUCAACUUUUUUAAGUUAAGUUAUAGGGGUUACCUUGACGUGUGUAAACGAGCACUGAAAGGGAUCAUGUUUGAGAGGUCAGAUCUUUCAAAGUAUUCGCAAUAUCUUCUUGCAAGUACAAGUACAUUUUUAUUGGUAUCAUUGUAGUUUUUUUUUCUACAUUUGGUGCCAUUGCAUAAACAUUUGUGGUCCCUUUUCAGUGCUUGUUUUCAUCUGUAAUGAGAGUUGAGAGCUAAUAUUUGGGGAUUCUUCCUAAAACACUUCAAGGUAUGUCCAUAUAUCUAAAGAAUCUGAGAUGGUGAGGUGGGGAAGAUCCCAAAAUGUAGUCCAUUUGGGGAGGAAUGUCCCAUCUGCAUUUGGUCUAAAGAACACUAAUUUUCUACCGUCUUCACAGCAGGAGUGAGGAUCCCAUGAUAUUGUAGCUUUAUGACAAAUUGCAUGUAUACAUAGAGCAGUGGUAGUGGCAGGGAAAGUGCAUGGUAAAGGAAAAGCUGUGUGUUGAACCCACUUGAGGUGAUCGCAGUGGUUCACAGUACUUGACCAUGAUACUGUACCUGUGUUUGUGAAUAGCAAGAGAGCAUUUCUACUGGUAUAUUUUGUGUGUAACUUACUGCAUUAUUUUAAUGUCCCCCUUCAUGGUUUGUUUUAUUUAAUGAAUUCUGUACCCAGGAUAGUCCCACUAAAUCACCACAUCAUGUUUACUGGAAAGCAUUCCUGAUUAUGUUUAUAAUAUCCCAGAUCUUAUAUAUAUAUUACACACUAUAUGUAAAGAGUUAAAAUAUCAAAGCAUAAAAACAGUAGCGUAUUGUGAUAGUCUGUUUUGACACCCAUAUAUUUUUAAUCCAGGAUGCAGGCUUAAAGGGGCUACCCUGUGUUCAUGUUUUCAGUAAUAAAAUGUACUUGGAUGUUGGUUGCUAAAUGUAGAGCUCAUGUGCCGUUUUGGCCGUCACAGGUUGUAUGAAAGGUUCUGAGCUGUUGGAAUGCCAACAUUUGCAAAGGUUCCGUAUCAUCCACUAAAUCUUUUGGCAGUAUUGAUCUUGGUGUUCCAGCCAAACUUUCCAAAGAGAGAGGUUUAUUUUUAUUUAGAAGCGAGCUAGCAUCAUCAAAAAUGUUUUAUACAUAUAGUAUUAUUUAAACAAACAAGCUGAAUACUGCACAAUGUAAUGGCUCAGAGCGGCGUUCUCGCUGUCAUCAGGCAGCAGUCGCUGGUUAUGAUUUAAAAUUCCCCAAAAUAUCAGGUGGGUCAACUUGGAAACCUUUGCACACCCAUGACUGCAGAGGAUCCAGUUCCUGGUGUUUUGGUCACUUAUUGCUGAUUGCAAUAACCAGUGUUUGCCUUAAGAUGAGUACGCUGUAAAUGUGUAGUGUAUAUCUGGGGUGUUUUGAGGCCAGUAUGAUUUUAAUAUAUAUAUACUUUUAAGCUUUUAUGUUUUUAGCAAGACCCAAUCAUCAUAACAGCACUCCAUGUCUAAACACUGAAUCAUUAAAAAGGCUGGUAAUUGAAAAUGGGCUAAAUUUCAUGUGAUUCAUAAUUUGUUCUUGGAGCUCAUUUCUCUCGAAUCAACUAGAUUUAGCAAUACUAUGCCAUUUUAUUGAUAUAUUAUUAUUAUUAUUAUUAUUAUUAUUAUUAUUAUUAUUAUUAUUAUAUCUCAUCUUUAUAAAUCAUUCAAAUAAUACAGCUCAGGGCACUAUGUUAGAUGGCGUCCCAGUGGCUGGAAUGUUAAGGGUUAAACAAUGACUCUCCUAUUUGGGAACUAGAGGGGGGGGGGGGAGAAGGCAUAUUGUAAAUGCAAUUUUUAUGAACAAAUCAUCCCCUCUCCCUUUUCUGUUUCCCUCCUGUAACCGGCUUCCUCCUCCAGUUCAAUCGCUUAUGUAAACCCCUAUGGAAACUUCACUGCUGUUUGGAAUAGGUGUGUGACUUUGAUCUGUAUUUCUGCUAUUGGGUGUAUUUAUCAACAGACUGUGACAUUCCCAAAGUGGAAGGAUCAAGAGGAUUUGUGCUCGGGUGCAAGAAACCUACUUUUCUGCUCCGUUGCAAUACCGUAGCAAUCCAAACUGGAGCCAUUCGUACACCUGAAUACAAACACUUAAAUCAAACAGAUCCAAGUUCAACAGAAGGAAAAACCAGCAGAUAGUAUUAAGACUGUGUUCUACAGUAAUUAAUCAAACUUGUGUAUCCUUGGAGUGAAAACAAAUAAUAUACAGUAACCCCCCCUCCCCCCCCCCCGAAUCGAUGUGCAACAAUAGCUGUUGAUUUGCUGUAAAACCGAUACGCUUGAUGGAAUGGGGGGAGGGAGGUGUUGCUUUCUUUAUGUAGUAACUUAUUUCCCUAGUUGCCAGUUAAAACGUAUUCACACUUUUCAUGGCUAACUGAGAGAGUAGAUGCUCUGAGAAAGCACUGAAUUUACACACCCGUGUUUUCGUAAACAAAGUGCACCAGUGCUUAAUAGUGAACAUGCUUGAACAAUACUUUAAACUAAAACACUGAUGGACUACUGCACACUACAGUGGACUAAUAAACUGGCUAGUGCAUAAAUGGUAACACCAGUUUGUACAGAAACACAUCAUUGCACACUUGCAUAUGCUCUGUGAAAUAUUGUUGCAUAAUAAUGUCUUGUACUUUGUAACGCACCAGAGAGUGCAAUACAGAACACCAUUCUUUAACAGUUUUCAAUAAACCACACUUGUCCAUUAAUGUAAAUGCAGCACUGCGUCUCUCUAUUUGAAUGUGUAGAAGUCUUUUGAAAGCACUGUUCAUCUCCCAAGCCUAGUUUAAUAAUAUAAUUAUGAUUGGUGUAUGAUUUUAUAUAAUGCAAUAUGUAUGUAAUAGGUGCUAUGGAAAAGAUAGAACCUAUCGUUUGGAAUACAUUUUAGUUUGUUACCACAAGUAAAUGCUGGUGGCACAUACAGUAUGCUACAAGGGCAGUGUGAAUUCUAGUGCAAGCCAAUGAGAAUAUAUGAGGAAUACCUGUUUUAAUAGUGCAUAGAAAACCUGCUUGACAGGUACUGUCUAAUUCGAUCAAUGCAUUUCUUUAGCAUACAGCAGGAUAAUGUGUGUUUAUUGUUUUGUGUGUCUGAUUUGUAAAGUUUAGCCUGAGAUAGAAAACUUUUACAGUGUAGCUGAAAUUAUUACAACUAAAACUACUAAACUGAUGUCAUUCUUAAGGCAGAUUCUUUUAAAAACAGCACAUUUUGACACUGAACUGUAGAAUUGUAAAGUGCUUGUAUCGGAUUUGGUACAUAGGAGACUAUGCAGUAAGAGUGUGCCUUGCAGCUUAAAAGAUCUGCAAGAGAAGCCAUAGAUCAUGAACUUCUAAAGGUGAGGCUUCCAUUGUCUGCAUCAAGAGCGUCAAAGACUUGCUGGAUGUGUGUGCAAAUGCUUUGUAGGUUGUUGGCGGGAAUAGCAAGCGAAAUACAGUAUUCUACUGCUUUAAAAAAAGUUAAUUACAGAUUAAAAGAAAUAUCUUAAUCGUGCAUCACUUUUCUAAAGACACUAAUAUAUUAAUAUUGAUUCUACCAUUGCAUUAGAUUGCCAAUGCCAAACUUGUGUUGCGUUUUUUGGUUUUACGAUGACCAAGGACUUAUUCAGACUGAAUUCUCAGCUGAAAGUAUUGAAGGUCACAUCCUAUUUUUAAGAAAGUGCAAAGGCACAUUUUCUAGAGAAAUAAAACAAUGGCGAAAUCUAUAAAACUAAUAAAUAACUUGGUUUCAAUGAUUCUAGUCCUAGUUUUGCAGUUAAAUAUUUUAUUUCUUAUUUAUAUCAAAAUAGGUUCCAAGUCUUUAUACUAUUAGUCUUGAAUAUUCAAUACAUAUAUUUGUGAGAAAGUAUUUGUACUGCAUAUUGGAUAAAAUGCAUCGUUCACCUCAAAGUCUCUGUCGUGUCUGCUAAAUGACUAAAUAAUAAUUAUAAUAAUAAAAAAGCCUCUCUUUUUAAAGAUUGGUUGACAGCCAAAUGAAUACAUGUUUCUGUAGUUUAAUUAGGAGGCCAGAUGAAGGAAAAGUACCUGUUUACUGUACUAUGUACCAAUUUAAAGGCAUUUUCUCAAUACCAGUUUCACUUGCCACAGGUGUUCUUAUAACCUGCAUAGAUCCACAGCAGUCCCGUCUAUCAUUCUCAGGUUAUUCUGACUGCUGUACUGGUGAUGUUCUGGUAAUUGUGAAAAGAAUAAUGUAGAGUUGUCUUUCAGAAAUGUAUGUAACUGCUAAGGGAAAGGAAUUCUAGAUGGCAUAUGGACUCACCUGUAUCCCCAACAUCUUGUGAUCACUUGAAGACCGCACUGGCUAGCUGAAGUGCCAAACUGGUCAUCGCUCACACCAGUCGAGAAAUAUAGUUUCUUUUUGUUAUUAUUUUUAACUACAUACUGUACUGUAUUGCAUUUAUUUUUUUAAUUAUGUUGCCAAAACUAUCUAAAGGGAUCACUGGAUGAUUUAAAGAACAUUAUCAAGCAAUGCAGAAUGGUUUUGUGCCAGUUCUUACUGUGCAGUUUUAAGCAAGAGCCUAAAUAAACCCUACAAUACAAUCAUCGUCUAUGAGAGAAUGCCCAGUUUUAUAAAUCCUUUCCCCCUUUUUUUAAGUUUCUGAUAUUAAAUUAUAAUAAACUAAAACAUGUAAACGCCC